AGCAUUUUUUUCUUUCCUCUUAAACUUUUUUUUAUCCAAAAAAUUCGAUGAUCUUUUACGUUUUGUUUGUUUUCUCUGUUUUUGUUUCCGCCACCUGCCGAGGAGAAGGUGCAACGGCGGCGUACAAACCCAACGAUGUCUUACUCAUCAACUGUGGUGCUACCUCUUAUACCAACGACACCGGCAACCGAACUUGGACGGUGGAGUUCUACUGGGACCAUUCUCCGUGGAAUUCAGAAAAAUUGUCGUUUGCUGCAAAGGCUUCAUACCAAGACGUUGCGGCUUCUCCUGUUCCGUUCAGGGAAGCUCGUAUUUUCCGAUCUAAUUUCACUUACAAAUUUCACGUUUCACCCGGCUGGAAAUUUCUACGGUUAUACUUUUACCCGACCCGGUACGGAUCCAAUUUCGACGCCAACGGUUCCUUCUUUUCCGUCAAAGUCAACGGUUUCACUCUCUUGAAGAACUUUAGCGCCUAUUUAACGGUAAAGACUUCCAAACCGGAAUCAAAAUAUCUGAUCAAAGAGUUUAUUGUUCCGGUUUUUGAAACUCUCAGCCUCACCUUCACGCCCUCUCCCAAUUCUUUAGCUUUUGUUAACGGUGUGGAGAUUCUCUCCAUGCCAGAUAGGUUUUACACAAAGGGAGGAGAUGAUGCCGAAAUAAGAAACGUGAGUUCCACCGUUAAUACUAUAGAUGAAGCGACAGCUUUAGAGACCCUUUACCGCUUGAAUGUGGGAGGACAUUUGGUUCCUCCCGUUAACGACACAGGAAUGUUCAGGCGGUGGCUUCCCGAUGAUGAAUUUUUUAUCAGUGAGAAUUCAGUAACCAAACAGGUAUUAUCGGAUGUGGAUAUAUACUACCCACCGGAAACUCCGGCGUACGUUGCGCCAGAAGAUGUGUACAAGACCUAUCGAGCAAUGGGGAACAAUCAGAACCCUCAACUCAACUUGACAUGGCUCUUCAAAGUUGAUGCGGGAUUUACCUACCUUGUUAGGCUUCAUUUCUGUAAUAGUCUACCAGAAGUAGACGGACAAGGCGGACGUAUCUUCUCCAUCUUCAUAGGGAAUCAGAUUGCAAAGCUUGAUUUGGAUUUAACUUUCCUUACAUAUGUUUCUCCCAGUCCGAUUUAUCUAGACUUCAGCAUAUAUGUGGGUUCUGAAAAUGGGCUAAGACCUGAUCUACGACUUGACUUGCAUCCUUCCAACGACGAAUUUGAUGAUGCUAUUCUGAAUGGUUUAGAGAUUCUCAAGUUGAAUAAUCCUGGCAGUAUCACUGGACCUAAUUCAGAUGUUGUAAUGUCGAAGGGAGCGUCAAAUGUUGCAAAUACAACUCGACGGAAGCGGAUUGUUACAAUAACACUCAUAGCUGCUGGUUCUGUACUUUUAGCGGUCUCUGUCAUUGUUUUCCUCAUCUUUCUGGUGCGUCAGAUAAAGAGGAGGAAGAAGAGUAGACAGAACAAUAGUGUCGCUAUGUUCAAAGUACUACUUAAACACUACACUUAUGCAGAAGUGAGGAAGAUUACAAAAUCGUUUUCAAACACCAUUGGAAAAGGAGGAUUUGGAACUGUUUAUGGUGGCAACCUUUGUAAUGGUCCGAAGGUUGCAGUCAAGGUCUUAAAAGAUUCAAUGGGGAAUGGAGAAGAUUUUAUCAACGAAGUUGCAAGCAUGAGCCAAACAUCUCACGUGAACAUUGUUUCUUUGCUUGGUUUUUGCUAUGAAGGGUCCAAAAGGGCGAUUGUAUAUGAGUUUCUAGAGAAUGGGUCUUUGGAUCAGUUUAUCUCUAGAGAGAAGCCAUUGACUCUGGAUGUGAAAACGCUCUAUGGAAUCUCCCUAGGUGUUGCUCGGGGAUUGGAGUACUUGCACUAUGGCUGCAAAACAAGAAUAGUCCAUUUCGACAUCAAACCUCAAAAUAUUCUGUUAGAUGGCAAUCUUUGUCCUAAAGUCUCAGACUUCGGUCUUGCUAAACUAUGUGAAACAAGAGAAAGCAUCGUGUCAUUGAUGGACACAAGAGGAACUAUAGGUUACAUUGCGCCUGAGGUAUUUUCAAGAAUGUACGGUGGAGUAUCCCAUAAGUCUGAUGUGUAUAGCUAUGGAAUGCUAGUCCUUGAAAUGUUCGGGGCAAGAAGCAAAAAAAUAGUUGAAACAACCACAGUUUCCAAUGCAAGUUCAGCAUACUUUCCGGAUUGGAUCUAUGAGGAUCUUGAAAAUGGGCAGCAGACGUGGAUACUUGGAGAUGAAAUAACUACAGAGGAAAAUGAGAUUGCAAGGAAGAUGAUUUUGGUGAGUCUAUGGUGUAUUCAACCAUGCCCAAUGGAUCGUCCACCCAUGAACAGAGUUGUUGAGAUGAUAGAAGGAAGUUUGGAUGCUCUUGAAAUCCCCCCUAAACCUUCUAUGCAUAUUUCCAGAGGGUUUGUUCCUGAUCAAUCUUCUUCACUUCCUUCAUUUUCUCAUGGCUAUGAAGCUGAAAAAAAAACUCGAACCUUUGAUUCUACCAAUAUUUAGUGCAGAGAUAUGUUUUUGAUGAUUCAGUAUAAAUGUACAUUUAAGUUGGCACGACAGACUACUUAUGUGCUAUUUUAAAUUUCCACUAAAGAAAGAAGCAGUUUCAUUAUCAAAACUCAAGAGUAAUAUGUAUUCGUGGAGGAAAAGAAACAACAACACCAAUUGAAAUUUCCGUUGCUAGACAAAUAACAUCCUUUUCAACAGAACACUAGAUUCCUAAAAGUUUGCUAUCGAAACCUUAACAUUCUUGCAGAAAAUAAGAAAACCAGGAAAGAGGUCGUUUAAUCCUUAAGAUGGACAGCAUGAGUCUGUUGUCAAGAAGAGGUUAUGGUAGUGGAAGCUACAGAAUCAUGAUUUUAUCAAGUUCCAAAAACCUCUUUUGUUGACUGGUAAUCUAUUUUACCAGAAUUUGUUUUCUCAAUUUCUGGAUUUCUCUACUUUAUGAACUUUUAAAUAAUUAGCUGAUUUUAAGAAAAUUAUCGAAAACCCAAAUAGUUAAUCAAUCAAAAAGGAUAUUAAAAUCAUAAUUAACAGCAUUAAUUAACUAUACGAAAUUUAAACAACAUUAGAAUUUUAGAAAUAAAUAUCACAGCCAAAUUUAAUAUUAAAAUAAUACAGCUACAAAUUCAUAAUAGGAACUGUAAUUAAAAUAUACAACAAAAAUAUAAAACAUAUAACCCAAUUAUAAUACUUCAGUUUCUUCAUAAAUAUUCAUACACGAGUAUUAGCGCGGAUGAAUAAUCUCGUAAUAAAAAAAUAUGGGAGUUAGUAUAUUAUUGUUUUUAGUUUGGUAUUUUUCUUAUUUUGUAUGAUUUAUAUCAUACAAAAUUCAGAAAAUAACUUAAGUAUAUAAUUAGUAUAUAAGAGAUUUACGUAUGAAUUAUAUGAAAACAAAAUUUUAUAUAUUUUAAAUACAGAAAUAAUAAAAACAGUAUUUUUAGUAAGGAAAAUUUAUAUUUACUUAUUAAAAAUGUACAUUAAAAUAACUAAUACAUUUUAAAAUUUAAUUGAUUGAUGAUAUAUAGUUGUUCCUAUCUUUUUGUGAGUAAUAUUGAAAGAUUGCUUUCUAUAUUUUAACAAAGAGAAAAAUAAGUAAAUUUAUAUAAAGAGGAAAUUUAUUUUUUAUUCAAAAAAACAUUGUUAUACAUGUAUUAGAAAGAAAUUUGCUCAUAAUAGAUUUGAACCCUCCACUUAUUUAUUAUUUUAAGAAACCUUUAUCGUUUAUACAUUCAAUGUGCAGUUUAUCUUUAAAAACUAAAUAAAUUAUGAUUGAAAUUUUUUAUGGUUGUAAAUUGAAACUAAAGACACUUGUUACAGCCAUUAGUCGUUCCCAAUGUAUGGCUAAAUUUUCCCAGAUUGUGAUGUGGUGAGGAAAGGCUCGGAUCUUAGUGUAUAAAAUAUAAACUAUAGACAUUUUAACAUUCAAAAUAUAUAGAUUAUCUGAAUGAUUGUUAGAAGAUAAGAGCAAAAAUUCAAGAGCACAAGCUAACCUAGACCUACCAAAUAUAGCAGACCUAGAUAAUUUUUAGGAAUUCUUCUGAAUUUCAAACAUUAUAAAAGAGAACAUAAAAAAUAAUCAAUGUUGAGUUCGUAAAUUUUAGAAACAUUAUUAUAUAUUUUUUGGCAUACCAUAUCAUCAGUAUUAUGAAUAUGUUAGUUCGAUUUAGUCUUUUAUGAAAUUUUGAAUUCAUUUAUUAAUAUCAAAAUUUGAUAUUAUGUAAAACUGAAUUUUUUUAGAAAUAAGUGAUUAAGAUAAAAUGAAAUAACAACACAAAUAUGGUAUCAUAUGUUACCAAAACAUUUGGCGCGAAAGUUAAAUUUUUGAUAGAUCAAUAUCUUAAUAAUAAAAACAAAAAACGUUAAACCUAUAUUUUUUAGUAUCAUGUUAAUAAGGAAAAUUUGGCGCAAAAAAUGAGUUUAGAAUUUCAUGUUAACUAUUUUAGUAGACGAAAAGAAAAAAUAUAUCAAAAGGAACUAAGAAAAAAAAUACCAUAA
Brassica rapa (field mustard) is the source of this 4493-nucleotide messenger RNA. Its product is annotated as probable receptor-like protein kinase At5g39020. NCBI's taxonomy places the organism in Eukaryota, Viridiplantae, Streptophyta, Magnoliopsida, Brassicales, Brassicaceae. Gene Ontology annotation, biological process: protein phosphorylation. The record is from RefSeq and is a predicted model, not a curated record. Gene Ontology annotation, molecular function: transmembrane receptor protein tyrosine kinase activity; ATP binding.